AUUCGGCGGGAUGGACAAAAAAUGAAACAGAAUGAGUGGAAGAAAUCCACGCGCUGAAAACACAGUACAUAGUGACAGUGGAGAGGGGAGGGUGUGUGAGCAAGGCGCGCAAGGAUAACACUGCUAUAUUUAAGGAUUUUCCAUCUUCACCGUUUUGAGAUCGCAUUGGAAAUAUACUUCUUAGUGUUUUAUAACAACCAUUUUGGAAGGACAUUUUGUGGCGUCUCAUAUUUAUUACAAGGGGCUCUCGGGAAUGUGACUGUACGGAUCUGAAGGUUUUUUUGAGGAAAAAAAGACAUGUCUGUCAGUGGCAUGUGUGGAUAAAUGUCAGCUGUGUGUUCUGAUUUCAAGAAGAUUGCAACAUUGGAUAUUUUGAAGGCGUUUUCCUUUGUAAAUAUCUGGAGACAUUUGACAUGGCCAAUAUGAAGUCCCGGAGUGAAGAUGAAGACGAAGAUCAUCACUCUACGGACCCUGACAGCAGAGAACCCAAGAAUUCUAAAAAGACCCUGUGCAAAAUUAAAUGGUCCCGAGAUGAGGAUGAGAAGCUGAAGAAGCUUGUUGAGCAACACGGAACUGAUGGUUGGAAAUUAAUCGCCAAUUAUUUCCCAACGAGGACAGAUGGUCAAUGUCAGCACCGUUGGCAAAAGGUGCUCAACCCGGAGCUGGUGAAAGGACCCUGGACAAAAGAGGAGGAUCAGAGGGUGAUUGAGCUUGUUCAUAAAUAUGGACCCAAACGGUGGUCAGUGAUUGCUAAGCACUUACAAGGGCGCAUAGGCAAACAAUGCAGAGAGCGCUGGCACAAUCACCUCAACCCAGAAGUGAAGAAAUCCUCCUGGACUCAGGAAGAGGAUCGCAUUAUCUAUGAAGCACACAAACGUCUGGGUAACCGCUGGGCUGAGAUCUCAAAGCUCCUACCUGGAAGAACGGACAACUCCAUUAAGAACCAUUGGAACUCCACCAUGCGCAGGAAGGUGGAGCAUGAGGGUUACUUACAGGAGGGCAACAAGAGCUACAACAGCGAUCCAGGCCAAAAGAAACGUCCCAAAUCCAACCCGACUGUGGAAUAUCCACAUGACCAGAAUCAGCUAAUGUUGAGCGGCCAAUCACAGCCACCCAGGUAUCCAUACAGAUCACAAAGUGGCCAGUGCUUGGAAAACAUCAACGUUCGGAUCUCGAGCUUCAUCUCGCCGUUCCACGACGACCCCGACAAAGAGAAAAGAAUUAAGGAGCUAGAGCUGUUGCUAAUGUCAGCUGAGAGUGAAGUCAGAAGACAGUCGGGGCCCCGUAAUCCAGAGAGCUACUCGAGCUGGUCAGACAGUCUGCCUGAUGACAGUGUGGAGAGUGUGGAGGACAGGGGUGUAGAGGAUGGCCGCUCCGUCUGCAUACCUCUGCCUGUCUCUCCCAGCAAGUUUCUGGCUGCUGAAGCCAGUGCUGUUCUGUCCACACUAGAGACCAUCCCUGAGUUUGCAGAAACCAUGGAGCUCAUUGACUCGGAUCCUAUGGCCUGGAGUGACGUCACCAGUUUUGAUCUCUCAGAGGGCGGCCCCUCUCCGAAGCCCACAAACCCCGCUGAUGUCUGUACAGAAACCCUGGCCUUCCCAAUAAAUGCUCCUACCAUCCCAACAAUGAGCAGACCGUGCGCUGCGGUCAUCCAGGGCAAAUCUGGGACUGUUCCUAACACCUGCAUGAACCGAUUCAGCUCUCCACCAGCCUCCAUCUGCAGAAAGAAGAGAAGAGAGAGAGGAGAUCAGUCUCCUGCUGAAGAAAGAAGCUGUGCUUAUAUUGACAACAGUGGGAACUCUCCAAAACACACUCCUGUUAAAGGCCUGCCGUUUUCACCUUCUCAGUUUUUUAAUGUAUCUGGUGGCGAGUCUUUGAGCCUUGACAAUCCUGCUCUCACGUCAACUCCAGUGUGUGGACAGAAAUGCCUCCUUAACACACCGCAUCAGAAAGAGACCACACCGAAACACCAGAAGGAGAAUGCAGGUUUUAGGACCCCAAAACUCCAUAAGAAUAUUGUAGUACACACUCCGAGAACACCAACUCCUUUUAAAAAUGCCCUGGCUGCCCAGGAGAAGAUGCAUGGGCCAUUAAGGAUGGUGCCCCAACCACUGGCGCUUCUGGAGGAGGACAUCAGAGAGGUCCUGAAGGAGGAGACCGGAGCGGACAUCUUCACACAAGUGCAGAACCAACUUCAGUACAGAUCCUAUGAGCAGAUGGAAGCUCCUGCAAGGAAAGUGAGAAAGUCUUUGGUGUUGGACAGCUGGGAAAAAGACUGUCUGAACGUUCAGCUGUUUCCUCAACAGCAGAUUAACAACAAUGGAACAACGUCUCAGAGUGACGGCCUGCUGACCAGAUCCAUGCUCAUGAUGCCAUUAACAGAAAGAGAGGAGAACUCCUGCUCUCCUGAAUCACUGAAGGAUUCACUUUCUGCUGUUUGUUCACUCAGCCCACAAGGCAAGAGAGAAAACAUGACCCAAAGGAGCCCGCUUUACCAAACACCCACACCGGCCAACAGCGAGUGGGAUGCAGUGGUUUUUGGGAAAACGGAGGAUCAGCUGAUCAUGACAGAGCAGGCCAGGCGUUACUUAAACCCCAACCCGACCGCCUGCAUCUCCAGAGCUCUCGUCCUUUAAACAACACUUCUGCACUCCAGAAACCUCCCUCUUCUCCUCCUCCAAAACACUGACAUUUAACCUCUCAGACAAUCCGCUGUAGAAAACAAAAACACUCACUACGAUGUUUGCUAAACACUCACUGAUAUUAAAUAAAACACACAUGUAGCACUAGAUUUGCCGUACAUUUUAACGUAGAGCUGUUUUUAUCCGUUUUUAGUCAUAAACAGUGCGCUGAGCUUUAAGGGCUGCUUUUUUAAUCAUACGAAUGACAUUUUUAAAGCUCUUUUAGAUGUUUUUAGAGACUGGUGUUAAGGAAAGGGGAGCACUGGCAGUGUUGCACUACUGUGGUUGUUUGUUAGACUGCGGAGCAGAGAGACAGUGUUGAGGAGUAACUGGAUAGCACUUGCGACGUAAUCCGCUCCAAACAUAACAAAGAUUCCAUCCUGAUACUUUAAUUUCAUUUUUUUUAUUCGAGUAGGACACUCACUGAAUGUAUUGUAUAGCGUGAAUCUGCUAAGUUAACGUCUACUGGAAGGUACCUCGCUCAUUUUGUUUUUAUUUCUAUUUUUGAGAGGGUCGUUUCGCUCUAAAGUGAAGGUCGUUGACGUUAAAAUUGCUGACUGAAGUCUAAAUCCAGCAUCUUCGCUGGUUAUCGUUCUCAGUGUAGCCGGAAUCAUGUUUUGGUACUGAUAUCAAUGCGCCCAGUCGCACGUUCCAAGAACAGAUGAGAGAGCGAGAUUUCUUUGCUCAGAGCUGUAGCUUCUAUUUAUUAAAUCUUUACUAAUUUAUUUAUUUCAAAUAUAUAAAAACAAAAAACUCUAAUUAUAUUUCUGUUCCGUUCAAGAUUUGACUACCUUCCAUCACAUGUUUGUUGAUUUCAAAUAACACUGCCACUAAUGUUUUGGCCUGUACAGUAAGCUUAACAUUUUAUGAUUCAAGUUCUGUCCGCAAUUGGUUGACCGUACAAAAUAGUAGCAGCAAGCAGCAUUCAGCCUCCAAAUGUGGGGAAAUUGCACUUUUAAAUGUAUAAAUGUUGGUUUGUCAUUAGUAUCUAUUGUUUUUUGCCCUCUGUAGUGUUUACAUUUUGUUGUUGUGUGAUUUUUAGCGCUGGCUGAAUGUAUUUAAACAUAUCAUUAACACUGACAUGUCUGACAUUCGAAGGGGAAAAUGGCAUAAACGUAGUUGCUCUCUCCCACUUUCUCGCUCUGGAAACAUGUUCGUAAGGUUUUUGCUCGCUGCUACUGGGAGUUACAGCAGAAAUGGACACAUGCACAAUCGGUUGAAGGAAGUGUAGGACAGUUGCUUUGCUCUCGUACGAAGUGAAAUGUUUCGAUGUCUCGAUUUAGUAUUUUAAACUGAGAUGAACCUAUGUGAAAUAGUUCCUGUUUGAUUAGUCUGAAAUAAACAAAAGUGUUAUGCGUUGAGUCGAUUCAAAGUGGCGAAUGGUUUAGUUUAUUUUUCUUAUUGUAAUCCAGAUAUUAAAUAUAAAAACUGACCGUCUGGAUACAGGUAAACACUACGACUUGCUCAUGCGUAAUCCUGCAUGCAAAAUAAAGAGAGAUUCAUUUAUUUUGGCUCACGUAACAUUGUAGAAAACCGCUUGAUGUGUUCGUUUGUCAUAAAUUUACUGUCAGAACGUCUGUCUUGUUUGUUGUUAUUACAUUUUUUGUGUAGAUUUGAGGGAAGCAAGUAUAUGUAGCAAACUGACAUGCAUGAAAACAAGCAGCACUCUUCCACUGACAUGCAAUAUGUUACAUCAUUUCCGCGAAACAAUUUUAACCUGCUUCUUUGAUAUUACAACCCGUCCAAUAGCCAAGUUGUCAUUUCAUUACCUAAAAAUAAAAACAAUAUUCUCUUUAA
This is a messenger RNA of Danio aesculapii, 4478 nucleotides long. It is a transcript of the gene mybl1, whose product is annotated as v-myb avian myeloblastosis viral oncogene homolog-like 1. Gene Ontology annotation, biological process: regulation of DNA-templated transcription. The coding region runs from base 414 to 2636 and encodes 740 amino acids. NCBI's taxonomy places the organism in Eukaryota, Metazoa, Chordata, Actinopteri, Cypriniformes, Danionidae. The record is from RefSeq and is a predicted model, not a curated record. Gene Ontology annotation, molecular function: DNA-binding transcription factor activity, RNA polymerase II-specific; RNA polymerase II cis-regulatory region sequence-specific DNA binding. Gene Ontology annotation, cellular component: nucleus. The transcript is spliced from 16 exons.